Molecule: messenger RNA, 1647 nt
Organism: Fraxinus pennsylvanica
Lineage: Eukaryota; Viridiplantae; Streptophyta; Magnoliopsida; Lamiales; Oleaceae
Source: the annotation of a GenBank genome assembly
AUGGGAAUGGGUGUUUGGAUUUUGUUAUUUUCAAUUGUUUCCCUUAUGAGCAAGUUGUCUCUUGCUCUUUCUCCAGAUGGAGUGGCAUUGUUGGAACUAAAGAGCAGUUUGAAUGACAGUAAGAACUUGUUGAGUAACUGGAUAGAUUCUGAUACAUCUCCAUGUCACUGGACUGGUAUUUCUUGCAGCCCUCAGGACCACAGGGUUAUAUCUAUAAACUUGCCUUACAUGGAACUUGGAGGAAAUGUAUCCCCCAGCAUUGGUAGACUAAAUAGAUUGCAAAGACUGGCACUUCACCAGAACAGCCUCCAUGGUUUUAUUCCAAAUGAUAUUGCCAAAUGUUCUGAACUGAGAGCCCUGUACUUGAGGGCUAACUAUUUUCAAGGAGGCAUACCAUCAGAUAUUGGAAACCUUUCUCAAUUAACCAUAUUGGAUUUGUCAAGCAAUUCACUCAAGGGUGCUAUACCUUCUUCACUCUGUCGUCUAAAACAUCUACGAUAUUUAAAUUUGUCUACAAAUUUCUUGUCGGUACCCUCUAAGAGGUCAUCCCGCUAUAUCAAAGGAGCAGUAAUUGGUGCAAUGUCCACAUUGGGUUUUGCAUUUAUUUUGCUCCUUGUUUUUCUGUGGAUACGGUUGCUGACCAAGAAAGAAAGGGCUGCAAAAAGAUACACAGAAGUAAAGAAACAAGUUCAUCAACAACCAAGUGCCAAGCUCAUCACAUUUCAUGGCGAUCUUCCAUAUCCUUCUUGUGAACUGGUAGAAAAGAUUGAAUCCCUUAACGAGGAGGAUGUUGUUGGGGCUGGAGGAUUUGGUACUGUAUAUAGAAUGGUUAUGAAUGAUUGUGGGACGUUUGCUGUUAAGAAGAUUGACUGGAGUCGUGAAGGUUGUGAUGAAGCCUUUGAGAGAGAGUUGGAGAUCUUGGGUAGCAUCAAGCACAUAAAUCUUGUCAAUCUUAGAGGAUACUGCAAGCUUCCCACGGCCAAGCUUCUUAUCUAUGAUUACUUAGCUAUGGGCAGCUUGGAUGAUUUAUUGCAUGAACGUGUAGAUGAUUGGACCUUGAAUUGGAAAGCUCGUUUAAGAAUAGCUUUUGGAUCUGCUAAGGGAUUGGCAUACCUACACCAUGACUGCUGUCCAAAGAUUGUUCAUCGUGAUAUAAAAUCUAGCAACAUACUCCUUGAUGAGAACCUUGAGCCUCGCGUUUCAGACUUUGGCCUUGCCAAACUAUUGGUUGAUGAGGAUGCUCAUGUCACAACUGUAGUUGCAGGCACAUUUGGCUAUUUGGCUCCAGAAUACUUGCAGAGUGGAAGAGCAACUGAGAAGUCAGAUGUAUAUAGCUUUGGGGUUCUACUGUUAGAACUUGUAACUGGAAAGAGACCGACUGAUCCAUCUUUUGUAAAACGAGGACUAAAUGUCGUUGGUUGGAUGAAUACUGUACUGAAGGAGAAUUGGAUGGAGGAUGUCGUGGACAAAAAAUGUCGGAAUGCUGAUGUGGAGACUGUAGAAGCAAUUGUAGAAAUAGCAACAAGAUGCGCCGAUGCAAAUCCGGACAAUCGUCCUACAAUGGAACAAGUACUUCAAUUUUUGGAGCAAGAGGUCAUGUUGCCUUGCCCUAGUGACUUCUACGAGUCUCAUUCAGAUAAAUCUUGA